CGACUGGUGGGGAAAGACCAAGCGGCAGCAAGAAAAAGGCUUCUCUCUACACCAUCUAAGUCAGAAUAUAUGUGAUUACCUCUGAGAGACCCUGUUGGCACCCACAGACUUUCCCUUCUAGGAAUGGGGGAGGGGUGGUCAGUAGACCUCACCUGAGAUUUUAUCUACUCACUCUGUUGUGUGUCCCUCCCCUCCGGGCUGUGUGUGACUCAGAUCUCAGGAGGGACUCAAGCACAUACAGUGUGUAGCCAUGGCGGGCAGGCAGGGUACCAACACUUCGUAAGCAGCCUCCGUUCAUACUCCCGUUAGUAACUAACAAACUCAUUGGUCACCGAGAUGGAUUUGGAUGGCAUCAUUACUUUUGUCUGUCAUUGGUGCCUAACUGGGGUGAGCAGGAGACCGCAUUUCCCAAGGAAAAGCUCCCAGAGUAGUCACAAAGGGGGAACCUGAGCCCACAGCCAGGCUCCACACAGGCAACUCCACGCCCCACCCCUAUCAAGGCAUCGGGGUUAAUUCCCAGCUGCCAGCCAGUAUUUAACUUUCCACAUAAGAUUAAACAUUUGGAUUUGUAAAAGCCCAGGAUUGCAGACUCCAGUCGGCAAGGGCUUGCUGGGUCUCAAGCAGAGAGUGCCCAGUCUGCCAAGGUUUAUGUACGGUCCUGAAGAGCUAACGCCAGCCAGCAAGAAGGGCAGAGCCUGGCUUUCUGGAGGCCUCUUACAUUGCUCACACGCUGUGGCAAGGGAGAGACAUGGCUACACUGGCCAAUUUCACACAGACACUGGAGGAUGUCUUCAGAAAGAUCUUUAUCACUUACAUGGACACCUGGAGGAAGAACACCACAGCCCAAGAGCAGGCGCUUCAGGCCAAAGUUGACGCCGAGAACUUCUACUACGUCAUCCUCUACCUCAUGGUGAUGAUUGGCAUGUUCUCCUUCAUCGUGGUGGCCAUCCUGGUGAGCACGGUGAAAUCCAAGCGGCGGGAGCAUUCCCAGGACCCCUACCACCAGUACAUUGUGGAGGACUGGCAGGAGAAGUACAAAAGUCAGAUCCUGCAUCUGGAAGAGUCCAAGGCCACCAUCCACGAGAACAUGGGGGCCACAGGGUUCGCGGCGUCACCCUGAUAAGUAAGACAAGGGUGUGUCUGGCUAUGAAGGGGUGCCUCUGUCACCUAGCAGGUCAGUAGGAAGCUAGUGUCUCCCUGAGCUGGAAAUUUUCUCGGCGAUGGCCUAGCUGGCCAGGUGACACAGGUGACAUUUCUAUCUCAGUGCCUUACAUGAGCCCAUUGGGGUGACACUUUGCGUUGAAGAUCUCUUUUUUCUACUUGCUAUGCGAUGUAAAUGUCAUUUAAAUCAAUUUCAAUCAUGGGAACCGAGCCAAGAGGGCCUGGGCAGGGGCGGUGGGGAUCGAAAGCAGAGAUUUACAAAUCCUUCUACCUUCUUUCUCAUAUUAAAUAUUAGUCUGAAUGUAGCAAAUUCAAUUUACAAAUAAGUCAAACGUGUCAUUCAGAAUCCAAGGUUUAAAUCUAUUAUGGACUUGUCGAGCUGAUAGGUUAGCAUUUACUUACUGAUGCAUGGGCAUGGAGUCCUCGGUGAUGAAAGGACAGAGGCUGGGUUAUUUUGCAUUUAUGGCUCUCGUGGUAUUUAACUGUUUUGGACAUCUGGACAGAGCAUACACUAAAAGAACAAAUAAUCCACACCAGAGGCCUCAAAUAUUCAAGAGCUACCCAAUGCAACCAAAGCGUGUUUUCAAUUUUUUAAAGACACUUUCAAAGUUCUCAUUAAGAAAUAUGGCUCUUCCAGAGGACCUCACCCAGACAUACAUGAAGGCAAAACACCAAUACACAUACAAUCAAAUUAAUUAAACAAAGUUAAAAAAAAUUGGAUUCCAGGCCAGAAAAAUAAUUUUUAAAAAUUUGGCAUUUCAAAAAAAAAAGAAAAACAAACAAACAAAAAUGUGGCAUUUCUUCCUAAAUGUGUGUAUGUGGGGGGUAGGGAGUGGAGAGAUAUUGGUCAAAGGUUACAAACCUUUAAAGGGACCUAGGGAAGCACACCCAUAACCCCACCCGUUGGGGGCUGAGGCGGAAGGAGCUAGCUGAGGUUCAAAGCCAUUCGAGACCCAUUGUACUGUAAGGUCAGUAACAACGCUUUUCCUUCUUAAAAACUGCUAAGUGGAGGGCACUGUGGUGCACACCCUCAAUCCAUCACUCCAGAGGCAGAGGCAGGCAGAUCUCUGUGAGUUCAAGGCCAGCCUGGUCUGCAGAGAGAGUUCCAGGACAGCCAGAACUACACAGAGAAACCCUGUCUCGAAACAACAAACAAGUAAACGAAACCAGAUGCGUGGAUGUCAAGUGUCCUUACCUACACGAGAUGCUGUAUGUUAAUCAUUCCAUAAUGUGCAUGUGCUUCAAAAUACCAUGUCACAUGCUUGCAUACAAUGGAACCUAUCAUUAAAAAAAAUAAAAUGAAUAUUUUGUACCACA
Mesocricetus auratus (golden hamster) is the source of this 2478-nucleotide messenger RNA. RefSeq names its product potassium voltage-gated channel subfamily E regulatory subunit 2 (gene Kcne2). Gene Ontology annotation, biological process: regulation of ventricular cardiac muscle cell membrane repolarization; potassium ion export across plasma membrane; negative regulation of delayed rectifier potassium channel activity. The record is from RefSeq and is a predicted model, not a curated record. Lineage: Eukaryota; Metazoa; Chordata; Mammalia; Rodentia; Cricetidae. The transcript is spliced from 2 exons. Gene Ontology annotation, molecular function: transmembrane transporter binding; potassium channel regulator activity; voltage-gated potassium channel activity involved in ventricular cardiac muscle cell action potential repolarization. The coding region runs from base 749 to 1120 and encodes 123 amino acids. Gene Ontology annotation, cellular component: membrane.